UUACACACGCUGCAUAUAAAAAUUAGGGUUUCGUUCGGGGUGCUCGCUUCUCUCCUACAAUGGCGGCUGCGACUCUCCGCUCCGUCCGCCGCCGCAAUAGCCUGCUGCCCUUGUUCGAAAUCUGCCAUCUUCGAGAUCUCCUCUUCUUCUCCUCCUCUGUCCACCGUGCCGCCGCCGCCGUAGGCGGCACCAUGUCUCCGGAUCCCCACUUCAUGGUGGAAUACCUCGUGAACUCCUGCGGGUUCUCCCCCUCCGAGGCAGCCAAGGUCUCUAAACCCCUUGCGCACCUCCGAGCCACCGAGAAACCCGACGCCGUCCUUAACUUCAUGAGAUCUCAGGGCUUCAGCGGCGCCGGUAUCAGGAAGGUGAUAUCUGCGGAUCCUAGAUACUUAUGCUACAACGUGGAGAAGAGACUCGCCCCGAAGUUUCAGUUCUUACGCGAUUUGGGCUUAUCGGAGUCGGACAUCGUCGAUGCCAUACUGAAGAACCAUGGCAGCCUCCUCCACAACGUUCACCGUUCCUUCGUCCCCAAAUUGGAGAUGUGGGAAAGUCUCUUGGGAUCGAGAGAACUCGUUCUCAAGCAUCUCAAGAAGACAGGAUGGCUUUUCUUCUCCAGCGUUGAGAAGACAUUGCAUCCUAACCUAAAGUUCUUGAGGGAUGAGUGCGGCAUUCCUGAAGAAAUGGUCUCUGUCGUCUUGAGAAGUCACCCAAAAUUAAUCUCACUGAAACCAGAGUCUCUCCGAGCUUUGGUUGCGAGAGCCGAUGAGCUGGGGAUGCCACGGCAAUCUCGGAUGUUCAUGUGGACACUUGAUGUUUUCCACAACGUAAGCAAAGAAAAGUUCGAGUCCAAGGGCGAGCUCAUGAGGAGCUUCGGGUGGUCGGAGUCGGAGUUUUCUUCUGCAGUCAUGAAAAAUCCCACCUUCUUAUGCAUCUCCCUCGAUAUGUUGCGCAGAAAAGUGGAAUUUUUUAUGAAUGUAGUCGGGUACACCCCUUCCUUCAUCGCCUCCCAUCCAAAUCUCUUGCUAUCAAGUCUGCAGAAGACGGUAAUUCCUCGGUUUCGUGUUUUGGAGAUGUUGAAUACGAAAGGCUUGUGGACUCGACGAGGCACGUUUUUGUCCUAUGUGACAUUAUCAAAUACAAAAUUCAUGGAGAAGAUUGUUCUACCCUACAAAGAAAAGGUUCCUGAGCUUCGUGAUAUUUUGAGAGCAGGUGAGUGUGAAGGGAAAUGCGAAGGGUUAUACACACUGCAGAUAGAAGCGGGUUGUUUGUCUCAGGGUGCCGCUGCGACUGCUCUCUUUCGUCCCACAAUGGCGGCUGCGACGCUCCGCUCCGUACUCCGCCGCAAUAGCCUCCUGCCCCUGUUCGAAACCUGCCGCCUUCGAGAUCUCUUCUUCUUCUCCUCCUCCUCUGUCGACCCUGCCGCCGCUGUAGGCGUCACCAUAUCUCCAGAUCCCAACUUCAUGGUGGAAUACCUCGUGAACUCCUGUGGGUUCUCCCCCUCCGAGGCAGCCAUGUUCUCUAAACCCCUUGCGCGCCUCCGAUCCACCGAGAAACCCGACGCCGUCCUUAACUUCAUGAGAUCUCAGGGCUUCGAUGGCGCCGGUAUCAGGAAGGUGAUAUCUAUGAAACCCAAUUACCUAUGCUACAACGUGGAGACGAACCUCGCCCCGAAGUUUCAGUUCUUACGCGAUUUGGGACUAUCGGAGUCGGACAUCGUCGAUGCCAUUCUGAAGAACCCUGCCAUCCUCUGCCUCGAAGUUCACCGUUCCUUCGUCCCCAAAUUGGAGAUGUGGGAAAGUCUCUUGGGAUCGAGAGAGCUCGUUCUCAAGCAUCUCAAGAAGACAACGCGGUUUUUCCACUCCAGCGUUGAGAAGACAUUGCAUCCCAACCUAAAGUUCUUGAGGGAUGAGUGCGGCAUUCCUGAAGAAAGGGUUUUUCUCGUCUUGAGAAGUCAGCCACAAUUAAUCACAAAUAAACCAAAGUCACUCCGAGCUUUGGUGGCGAGAGCCGAUGAGCUGGGGAUGCCACGGCAAUCUCGGAUGUUCAUGUGGACACUUAAUAUUCUCCAGAGGGUAAGCAAAGAGAGGUUCGAGGCCAAGGUCGAGCUCAUGAGGAGCUUCGGGUGGUCGGAGUCGGAGUUUUCUUCUGCAGUCAGGAAAAAUCCCACCUUCUUAAGCAUCUCCCUCGAUAUGAUGCGCAGAAAAAUGGAAUUUUUUAUCAAUGUAGUCGGGUACACCCCUUCCUUCAUCGCCUCCCAACCAUCUAUCUUGCUAUAUAGUCUGCAGAAGAGGGUCAUUCCUCGGUUUCGUGUGACGGAAAUGUUGAAAUUGAAAGGAUUGUGGACUGGAAAAUACAAGUUUACAUCGAUUCUCGUAUUCACAGAUACCAAAUUCAUGGAGAAGUUUGUUCUCCCUCACAAAGAAAAUGUUCCUGAGCUGCUUGAUAUUCUGAGAGUUGCUGGCACCUGGAAACGAAAUGAAACCUUGCAUUUGGCAUCGGAGGAUGAGGAAGGGCUUAGCUGAUGGUCUAAUUUGUGACGACGAAGUGGCUUCAAUGGAAUUUGAAAGACCAGUUGCACUGGGUUGAUCAGGAGUCACCAACUCUUCUGAAAUGUCUUCAACCUGCUUUGGAAUUGCUAAAGCUUUUCUCGCAUCAACAAACUCUUGCAUACCUCCAUAGGCUUCUGCUCGUCCACUCUUUGUGAUUCCAGGUGCAGAUCUCUUCAUUCUUGGAUUUGGUGGAUGCAACUUCUCAUCAUCAUAGCUGAAGCUUCUGCUCCACUUGAAAGCCUUCAGAAGGCUGCACAACUACAUUUCUCCAACAUCUGAAUCGAACUAAUUCCCUUGAGUUAGUCGAUUUGCUGGUUCCUUAAGAAUAUUUUGGAUGUCAUUUUAUUUCUUUGUUCAAGUAUUUAUGUUGCCGAUGUGGUCCAUGUUUCCCGCAUCAUGAACCGUGUGGCCCAUUGUCUAGUCAAUCUAGGAAGGGCUGUAAAUUCUCUGUUUUUUUGGGUCUUGUAAUGAUAGAUCAGUCUAUCUCAGUAUCUAAUCCGUUUUAAUCUUUA
Musa acuminata AAA Group (dessert banana) is the source of this 3061-nucleotide messenger RNA. RefSeq lists its product as uncharacterized. The transcript is spliced from 3 exons. Gene Ontology annotation, molecular function: double-stranded DNA binding. Lineage: Eukaryota; Viridiplantae; Streptophyta; Magnoliopsida; Zingiberales; Musaceae. The record is from RefSeq and is a predicted model, not a curated record. Gene Ontology annotation, biological process: regulation of DNA-templated transcription. The coding region runs from base 60 to 2522 and encodes 820 amino acids.